GCUCGUCUAAGCACACUCCGCCACCCACCACAACACACAUAUACAACACAUAGCCACAGACGCACAGUCGAGCACACGACUUGCUGUGGCAGCAUGGCGAGCCGAGCUCUCACUCCCAUGCAGCUCAUUGGCACGGUCUUCGUGGCGCUCCUCGCGACGUGCCACGCCGGCGGCAUCGCCGUGUACUGGGGCCAGAACGACGGCGAGGCAUCGCUGGCCGAGACGUGCGCGUCGGGCAACUACGAGUUCGUCAUCAUCGCCUUCCUCCCCAAGUUCGGCAAGGGCCAGACGCCGCGGGUGGACCUCGCCAGCCACUGCGAUCCCGCGUCGGGCGGCUGCACCGGCCAGAGCAAGGACAUCCGCGCGUGCCAGCGCCGCGGGGUGAAGGUCCUGCUCUCCAUCGGCGGCGGCGACGGCAGCUACGGCCUCUCAUCCCCCGGUGACGCCCGGCAGGUGGCCAUGUACCUCUGGAACAACUUCCUCGGCGGCUCCUCCUCGUCCCGUCCCCUCGGCGACGCCGUCCUCGACGGCAUCGACUUCGACAUCGAGCUCGGCGGCGCCAAGUUCUGGGACGACCUCGCCAGGGAUCUGAAGAGCCUGGGGAGGAGCGGCGGGAGGAGGGUGGUGCUGAGCGCGGCGCCGCAGUGCCCGUUCCCGGACGAGUGGGACGGCGGCGCGAUCAGCACGGGGCUGUUCGACGCCGUGUGGGUGCAGUUCUACAACAACCCGGAGUGCCAGUUCAGCGCGGGGCGGGGCGCGUUCAUGGACGCGUGGAGGAAGUGGGAGUCGGUGCCGGCGGGGCGACUCUUCCUGGGCCUCCCGGCGUCCAAGGACGCCGCCGGCACCGGGUUCGUGCCCGCCGGCGAGCUCAACUCCCGCGUGCUGCCGCUCAUCAGGGGCUCCCCCAAGUACGGCGGCGUCAUGCUGUGGUCCAAGUACUACGACGAUCAAACCGGCUACAGCUCCGCCAUCAAGAGCCACGUGUGAUCACAAUUCACGUGUUCUAUACCAUUAUACGUUCCAGAGCGCGUGUGCACCUUACGUAAUGUACGCAUCACUAGCUAGAGUGUGUGACUGUGCUGCGACGUAUUUAUAAUACUUCCUCCGUUCCAUAAUGUACAUUAUGUUAUUCUAGCAUUUUCUAUAUCCAUAUAAUAUAGAUGUGGAAAAUGAUAGAAUGACUUACAUUAUGAAACGGAUAUUUGAGUAUAUAUGUAGCACAGUGAUGUGUAGGAGCAUGUGUUGAUUGCUUUCGGUUACCGGUCAGACGUUUAGACCGUAGCUUACCAUUGCCCCCAGUUUAAUUUCAUUCGUUCGCCACUGUCGUUUAUAUGAAGAAUAAAAAAAGGUGACCAUUUGUUGCAGCUUAAA
Messenger RNA from Oryza sativa Japonica Group (Japanese rice), 1371 nucleotides. Its product is annotated as acidic endochitinase. Gene Ontology annotation, cellular component: extracellular region. Lineage: Eukaryota; Viridiplantae; Streptophyta; Magnoliopsida; Poales; Poaceae. Gene Ontology annotation, biological process: carbohydrate metabolic process. The record is from RefSeq and is a predicted model, not a curated record. Gene Ontology annotation, molecular function: chitinase activity.